Molecule: messenger RNA, 1668 nt
Organism: Sorghum bicolor (sorghum)
Lineage: Eukaryota; Viridiplantae; Streptophyta; Magnoliopsida; Poales; Poaceae
Product: serine/arginine-rich splicing factor RS41
Exons: 7
Coding region: 260-1297 (345 amino acids)
Biological process (GO): mRNA splicing, via spliceosome
Cellular component (GO): nuclear speck
Molecular function (GO): RNA binding
Source: RefSeq, a predicted model, not a curated record
CCGUUCACCCGCCUGCUCCCCCCACCUCCCUCUUUCUCUCACUCUCGGCGACAACCGGGCGACCCGCCGCCGCCGCCCUACCCUAGGUGCCCAGGUCUUCGCCGUUCACUCCGCGAGGUCUUCCCCGGAGACGAGCACCCACCAGAAUGAGGCCAGUUUUUUGUGGAAACCUUGACUAUGAUGUUCGCAUCUCUGAGGUCGAGCGCCUUUUCGGGAAGUAUGGAAGGGUGGAACGAGUGGAUCUGAAGACAGGAAUAUCAUGGAGCAUAUGUGCUCUUCCUGGUUGGACUGGCUCUACCUUUACUGCCUCUGCCUGAGCCCCCACCUCAUGCCUUGUCCAUCUCCAGGAGUUCACAGUCCACCAUGGCAUCUGUUCACAUGGAAACGACCACCUCGUGACCGAUGUCUUACUUUUACGAUCAACAUUGCAUCCUCCUCCCCCGCCUCAUCACCAUUUCCUCGCCAAUCCAACCAUGCCAAUCUCAUGGCCGGCUGGAGAGUGGAGAGAAGUGGAGGGUUUGCAUUUGUCUACAUGGAAGAUGAACGUGAUGCUGAAGAUGCCAUCCAUAGACUUGAUGGAAUUGAUUUUGGCAGAAAAGGAAGGAGAAUCAGAGUUGAGUGGACAAAGGAGGAUCGCACUGCUGGUCGAAGAGGCAGCUCAAGGAGAUCUCCAACACAAGCAAGGCCGACCAAAACCUUAUUUGUGAUCAACUUUGACCCAAUCAACACAAGAAUUCGAGAUCUGGAGAGGCACUUUGAUAAAUAUGGCAGGGUUGCAAAUGUAAGAAUCAAAAAGAACUUUGCCUUUGUCCAGUUUGAGGUGCAGGAGGAUGCUACUAGAGCAUUGGAGGGUACUAAUGGAAGCCAUUUCAUGGACAGGGUCAUCUCAGUUGAGUAUGCACUUCGUGAUGACGAUGAAAAAGGUGAAAGAGGGAACGGAUACAGCCCAGACAGGAGAGGUCGUGAAAGAUCUCCAGGUAGAAGGCGUUCUCCUAGUCCUUACGGCAGAGGGCGGGAGAGAGGUAGCCCAGACUACGGAAGAAGCAAGGAGAGGGGUAGCCCAGACUAUGGCAGGGGAGGACGCAGCCCUGAUAAUGGCCGUGGAGGACACAGCCCCGAGAAUGGCCGUGGAGUAAGCCCAGCCAAUGGUGGCAGAGGCGAUCAUGGCAGGGGAGGACGCAGCCCUGACUAUGAUCGCGAGCGUCGGGAAGCUAGCCCUCGCCGUGAGCGCCGAGAAGCCAGCCCCGGCUAUGACAGGUCCCCCAGCCGCUCACCUGGGAGGGACGAGAGAGACUAGACGCAUUCCAUGCCUGUGCUCAAGCAUCAAGCCUCCGGCAACAGAUGAAUGUGCAAGUAAUGUUAUGUUGAAGUUGGUGAUGUUAGCCAGCAGGAAACCUGUGUACUAUGUGCGUUAGGUGGUGUUGACUUUCCAAGUUAGCUUAUCACUUCCCAUUUCAGUAUGAAGCGACUCCAGAAUGUAAUUCAUGUAGGACUGAAUGGUACUCGUUUGAACUUUUGUUGGCGUUGUAGUAUUGAAUAGGUUUCAGUACUCGAUUGAACCUUUGUUGCGUUAUUUUCUGGCUACCGAUUGUACCAUUAUGCUGAUGAAUCUUUACAUUGCUACAUCUGUCAAGUGGGUGCUGUUAUGCAAGAGUCGACGUUAUCUUC